AUGCCUAAGAACACCAUUACUAACAGAAUGCAAGCUUUCAUAGUGACUUUAAUUGGAGCAGGAUAUUUAGGAUUCAGUCUGAUUGAAUUACCCCAUGAUAAACUAAUUCAUUUCAUAACAUUCUUUUUAUUGACAUUAGAAUUCUUCUUUAUCUUCCAAACUAAGAAAAUUAAACAGUUGAUUUAUAUCACAUUCAUAAUUUGUACUUUAGGAGGAAGUAUUGCACUGGAAUUUUUACAGAAUUUUAUCAAUCCUAGUAGAAUUUUCGAUAUUAAUGAUAUAUUCUAUAAUGUGGGUGGUAGCAUAGUUGCAUUAAUCAUAAGCGGAGUGAGUCUGUCAUGGAAUAGACGUAGAAGAUAUAAAAGACUUGAUAGAGAGGAUGUGGAAACUGAAGAAUAUAUCAACAUCAACAUGCAAGACAUACCAAGAGAUACUUAA
Molecule: messenger RNA, 438 nt
Organism: Yamadazyma jaroonii
Lineage: Eukaryota; Fungi; Ascomycota; Pichiomycetes; Serinales; Debaryomycetaceae
Source: the annotation of a GenBank genome assembly